GAGAGAAAGAGCCCCAAAGGCGGGGUUGAGCCAGUCUUUUCUUUGUAAAUCAAUAGCCGCUGUGUUAUGAGUGGUUCAGGGGCAGCACUUGAUUUGGGGAAGCGUUUUGUCUGAGCUGGAGAAAAAGCUGCAGUUUUACUUUGGGGCGGGUUAUGUGGGACAGACGGGCUGCUGAGAGGCGUCGGGGGCUUUUCGGGAGACGCGCGAGUGGGGAUGAGGACACGAGCGCGCACGCAGUUCGCUUUCAGUAGGCAAUCGUAAAAAAAGCUUUUAUUAAAAAGCAUACAUUUAGAUUAUUUGUUUUGACAUCAGCCAUUUUUAACUCAGUUGGUACAACUGAACGUAGCCUAUUUAAAAUAUUUUUUUUAAAUACUUCGUGGACAUGGAAGGAAUUACAAUGGCCACGUUUUAAGACGGAAAAAAUAAUAAAUAAUAAUAAAUAACUACAUGUGUGCAGUGAGAAGUGGAAAAUGAAGACGUCCACGGGAAAGGACAAUAUUUGCUUGACGUUACUGAUGCUCCCCGUGCUGAUCAUCUUGACGCGAUGCGCUGCAGGUAAGAACUUGAAAUAUAAAGUUUACGAAGAGCAGAAAGCGGGGACGGUGAUCGCUCGGCUGAGGGAAGAUGCGGCCGACGCGCUGUCCGCACUGCCGAGCUCGGUGCCCCUGCGGUUCCGCGCUAUGCGGCGGGGCAGCGCCGCUCUCCUCUCGGUCCGCGAAGAUGACGGCGAGAUCAGCGUCGGGGAGAAGAUCGACCGCGAGAAGCUCUGCCAGCUGCACCCCAACUGCUCCAUUGAAUUCGACGUGAUUACUCUCCCGACCGAGCAUUUGCAGUUAUUCCACAUAGAGGUGGAGGUGCUGGACAUUAACGACAAUUCGCCCCAGUUUUCGCGCUCCCUCAUCCCCAUCGAGAUAUCCGAAAGCGCCGCGGUGGGUACCAGGAUCCCUUUGGACAGUGCCACGGAUCCGGACGUGGGCGAGAACUCCCUCCACACCUACUCCUUAACCCCUAACAACUUCUUUAAAAUUGACAUAAAAACCAGAACCGACGGUGCUAAGUACGCGGAGCUCGUUGUGGUCAAGGAAUUGGACAGGGAGGUGCAGUCGAGCUACGAACUCAGGUUAAUUGCGUCAGACACAGGUGUGCCACCUAGAUCUGGUUCCACACUCCUUAAGAUAAGCGUUUCGGACUCUAAUGAUAAUAGCCCAGUAUUUGAAGAGACGUCACAUGUAAUUUUUCUUUCUGAAAAUUCACCAGUGGGAGCUGUCCUGAUUGAUCUUAACGCCACUGACCCCGAUGAGGGGGCUAAUGGUAAAGUGGUAUAUUCAUUUAGUAGCCAUGUAUCUCAGAAGAUACUGGAGACAUUUAAAAUAAACCCAGAAAAUGGUCAGCUGACUCUGCUAACGAGAGUGGACUUUGAAACGGCUGUGUCCUAUGAGAUUGAUGUCCAAGCACAGGACCUUGGACCUAAUUCAAUUCCUGCACACUGUAAGAUUAUUAUUAAAGUGGUUGAUGUUAAUGACAACAAGCCUGAAAUCAGCAUUAAUUUAAUGACUUCUGGCAAAGAGGAGGUAGCGUACAUACCAGAGGGGGCUCCCAUAGACACAUUUAUAGCCCUGCUAAGGGUUGAGGAUUUAGACUCGGGCCUAAACGGAGAGGUUAUCUGCAGGCUGCAUGGGCACGGGCAUUUUAAGCUUCAGAAAACUUAUGAAAAAAACUACAUGAUCUUAACCAAUGUUUCCCUGGAUCGAGAAAAGAGAUCUGAGUACAGCAUAACUCUGAUAGCAGAAGACAGAGGUACUCCAAGCCUUUCUACCAUUAAGCAUUUCACUGUGCAGGUUUUGGAUGAGAAUGACAAUCCACCUCGCUUUGAGAAGAGUAGAUAUGAAAUCUUCAAGUCUGAGAACAACUCGCCCGGAGCCUAUCUCACAUCAGUUGUGGCCACUGACCCAGAUCUGGACACCAACGGACAGGUCACCUACACGAUUCUAGAGAGCUUUGUCCAGGGGAGCCCUGUCUCCACCUAUGUGACCAUUGAUCCCUCAAAUGGAGCCAUCUAUGCGCUCAGGAGUUUUGAUCACGAGGAAGUCAGCAGAUUCAUCUUUAUUGUUCAAGCGAGAGAUGGCGGGAAGACCCAGUUAACGAGCAACGCCACCAUCCUGCUCACCAUUCUGGAUGAGAACGACAACCCCCCAGUGAUUGUGGUUCCACAACUGCGGAACUACACAGCUGACAUACCCGUCUCGUUGUAUUCCGAGGUGGGGAGUCUAGUGACCAUCGUCAGGGCGACGGACAGAGACGCAGGUGUCAAUGCGGAGCUGACGUGCGCGAUUGUCGCUGGCAACGAAGAGGGAUACUUCAGUAUGGACCCCAAGAAGUGCGAGAUACGAGCCAACAUCAGCAUGAAGGACGUUCCUCGUGAACAUUUUGAACUAUUGGUGAUGGUCCAGGACAAAGGACCCAACAGGCUCAAUGCCAAAGCAGUUCUGAAGUGUACAGUGUAUGAAAACAUACACAGUCAUAUCCAGCCCGUGUCGACCGAGGACAGUCAGACCACUCUGGAUGUUUCCAUGAUUAUCAUCAUAUCUCUGGGGGCCAUCUGUGCUGUGCUCUUAGUCAUCAUGGUGAUGUUCGCCACGAGAUGCCGCCGGGAAAAGAACGACAUGCGGUCUUACAACUGCAGGGUGGCCGAGUCGACCUACCAGAACCACCCCAAGAAGCCGUCUAGGCAGGUCCACAAGGGGGACAUCACGCUUGUGCCAACUGUCAAUGGCACCCUGCCAGUCAGGUCUCAACACAGGUCGCCGUCCUCCUCGCCCACCAUGGACAGAGGCCAGAUGUGCAGCAGGCCAAGCCAUCACAGCCGCCAAUCGCUGAACAGCCUGGUGACCAUAUCCUCCAAUCACAUCCCAGAGAACUUCUCCCUAGAGCUCACCCACUCCACUCCACCUGUAGAGCAAGUCUCACAGCUUCUGUCCAUGCUCCAUCAGGGCCAGUACCAGCCAAGACCGAGUUUCCGUGGGAAUAAGUUCUCAAGGAGCUACAGGUAUGCCUUGCAAGAUACGGAUAAGUUCAGCCUGAAGGACAGCGGGCGGGGGGACAGCGAGGCCGGAGACAGCGACUGCGAUUUGGGGAGGGAUUCACCCGUCGACAGACUGCUUGUCGGGGGUUUUAGUGAACUGUUCCUCACUGAUGGGCACCACAGACUAAAUGCAGCAAUGAAGUUGUGUACGGAGGAAUGCCGUGUACUGGGGCAUUCUGACCAGUGCUGGAUGCCCCCGUUGGCCUCCCCGGCCUCGUCUGACUACAGAAGUAACAUGUUCAUCCCCGGAGAGGACCCACAGCAGGCUUUGGUGGAAGAGGACCAGCAGUCUGUGGACUCCAACAGCAAGAAGAGCUUCUCUACGUUCGGCAAGGAGGAGGAGGUGGGCGGGGACCUGUGUGGCCCCUCCCUCCUGUCUGAGAUGAGUAGCGUGUUCCAGCGCCUCCUGCCGCCUUCUUUGGACUCGUACGCGGAGUGCAGCGAGACGGAGCGGGCCGGAUCGCUAGAGCGCCGGAAGGGGCACCUGCCCGGAAAGCCUCCCGCGAGUGCACAGGGUGUGGCGGCUUGGGCGGCCAACACGCACUUUCAGAACCCGGGCAGUAGCAUCGGACCCACUCAGGCUAGCCACGUUAGCUCACAGGCGCCGCUAAAGUGGCUGCCGGCCAUGGAGGAGAUUCCGGAGAACUAUGAAGAGGACGAGUUUGACAACGUGCUCAGCCACCUGCAGGGCAAGCGCGCAGACAGCAGGCACGACGUCGUGGAUGCCAGCGAGCUGGUGGCCGAAAUCAACAAACUCUUGCAGGACGUCCAGCAGAGCUAGACGUGGGACUCAAGUCUUUUUUUUCCGUGUUUAGGAAACAAACAGAACUGCGAUUAUAAUUUAGUUGCAUUUAUAAUGUCAAUGUUUUCUGUGAAUGCUAAUUAUCCAAAUAUGUUGCAUUUUCUUGUUCGGUACACAGUGUACACAACGUGAGCGUAAUUGCCUUUGUAUUUUAAAAAUACAUAACUUUAUAUUUAUAUUUGUGUAUAUAAAAUCGAUGAAACAAAAGUUUAUUUUUGUAUUGGUAUUGCACGAGAAUGAGUUGAGUGUGAAAACGAUAUUUAUUCCCUUCCACACUGUUUUUUGCUGUAAAUAAAUAUUAAUGGCAUGAUUCUUUCAUGUGAAGUGAAAGCUUCGAAAAGGACAAAUAUGUUGAGUAUUAUGGGGCAAAUUUUUGCAUGGUCUGACUUGUUUGUUUCUAAAUCACGUAUUAUGUCGGAUUCAUAUUUCUUUCUGUAUGAUACUGAAUGACCAAUAAAAGAAAUUAGCGGGUAUCAAUCAGUCAAAAGAACAUAAAACAAA
Molecule: messenger RNA, 4385 nt
Organism: Brienomyrus brachyistius
Lineage: Eukaryota; Metazoa; Chordata; Actinopteri; Osteoglossiformes; Mormyridae
Product: protocadherin-18-like
Exons: 4
Coding region: 471-3863 (1130 amino acids)
Biological process (GO): homophilic cell-cell adhesion
Cellular component (GO): plasma membrane
Molecular function (GO): calcium ion binding
Source: RefSeq, a predicted model, not a curated record